CAGCCGUGGAGUGUGGCGGAUGCAGUCUUCGCAGACUCUUGCUGUGCGAGAAGAAGAAGACGCGCAUGCGCCCUGCGCAGCAUUUGAGCAGACGUGUGAACGUGAAAAUCCGUAGGUUUUGAUACAUACGGUUUCGUUAGUUGUGUUAUGUGAAGUGUGGCAUGGGUCUGGGCACGUGUGGCAGUGCGGGCUGCGACGACGCACGUCCUACGCCAGUGCGGAUCCGGUUGCUCGUCAGCGGUGUGUUGUGAAUGGGCUGCGUGUGCAGUGCUGGUGACAAGAAGUGGAAUUGGUACUGCUACGGCUACUGGUGGUUGGGCAGACGAAAUUCCUAGGCCUAACGAUAUUCAGCGAUUCAUCGAAAGAUGCACAGUGGUACUGCCGACAGACUCCGGAUAGGCAACGAAGUGAGGGAACUGAAACUUGGCCGCAGUUUCUCGAGCAGCUCCGGCUCGGCAUUCCAUUCCAUUAGGUACGACUUCAAGCCGGCAUCUGUAGAUACGUCCAAGUCUGCCAACGUCGAAGUGGGGGAGAAGAACCAAAUCACCGUGACUGUGCCGCACAUCGAGAACCCUCUGUCCCAGGGCUCCGGUACGGCGCACACGGUGUUCAAGGGCUCGCAGCGGCCAUACCAGCGGGAGUGUGUCCUGGUCGUCGACAACGUCACCGGUGAGGUGACGCUCGAGAGGCUUAGCUGUAACAUCCAGCUCAAGAAGACCAGAGCCGAAGGGAGCAGCAAGAUCCAGCCACGGCCCAUCACCCCUAUCGACAGUGGCAGCAGUGGUGGUGGAGGAUCGCGCAAGCAUUCUCCCUCGCAGAAACUCUCCCCUCCUCAGCCGCAGACGAAUGGCAAGCACAGCUGGUCCUCAAGCUCCCCAAAUGGGCCCCAGCAGUCACAGUCACAAUUGCAACAGCAGCGUACUAGCCAACAGCAGCCAAGGAUCUCUCCAAGCCAGCCACAAGCUCAGCGUGGCAGUCCCCCUGGCAGCCAGAGCAGCCCCUCCAUGCCAACCCUGCUGACACCUCGAGAGGGAGGCGGCUCCGUGAGCCGGGCUCCCUCAGCCAGCAGGGACAGCAUGCCACUGCUGACCACUGAGACCCUCCAUGACUGCCAAGAAGAAGUUCCUGAUGUGGGCGUGUUGUCGGACUCUAGUGAUUCGAGCAACUCUACUAGCAAGAGCUCUGCCAGCUCAGACUCCAGUGACUCUGAACAUGAGGAUGCUCCACCGACACCACAGAAAAACUCUUCCUCUCAGCCUUCCCACUCUUCCAGGGGUCCUCAUGCCACAGUAAAUGGAACAAAUGGCCAGCACUCCAAUAAUGCUUCCUUCUCAAGCAUGCCCAGGUUUAGCCAACUGAGUGAAGAUCUGCACUUAAGUGAAUCUGGCAGCGACAGCGAUGACUAAGCACUCACAGCCAACAGCAGGUCACGUAGCUCCAAGCAACAUUAGCAUGACUAAAGAAAAUGGGCUUGCCUCCUCGUCAACUUGAAGGCAAAGAGGCACAGCCUUGAGGAGGUGAAAGGACUUCAGCACACAAACACACACAACCAUGGCACUUCUCCCUGUUUUCUCUCACUCAAAGACGGAACAGAGUGGGCACAACGAGAGACUAGCAAUUCUUUUUUUUUUUUUUCUGUCCUAUGCGUGGCACUAGGGAAGCCAGCACAGCGAGCUCUGUUAAUGUGGAGCAGUGACUUCAUCCUGUUCUGUUUCUGUGCCGUUUCUGUAUGCCUGGGCAGUACAGUGUGUUUUGUGUGUUGUUUUUUAUGUUGUGUUUUCCUCAUUGUUCAUAGUGUGUCUGCAGAAUGUAUGAGCACAUUAUUUGUGCUUUAUUACCAAUACCUUUUUUUUGAUAGUAUCUUUCUUCCUUCACUUUUUGUGUUUUUGUUUGUUUCCCUUCAGCAAUGUUUAUCGCACAAAAAUGAACACUGGUGGAAAAGACUGUUGCUGCUAUUCAUGGUUCACAUGCGUGCCAACAGCGCAGAAUUAUUGUGCUUUGUUAAUGCCCGAUUACUGCAAAAUCCUCCUAAAGAAAUAAAGGGAAGAAUUUGUGGUACUGAUGAAUCUUGUCACAUACCGUUUACUUAAGCUUGAAAUGUUGCCACUGUUGAUUUAAUUUGCUCGCUAGGAGGGAGGCUUCAGAGGUGAAUUAUUGCUUAUCACAGUCGUGACUGCAUAACAAUUCUACUCCAAUUUCAUAUUGUUCUCCCUUUCGCAUCGACUUGGAUGCCCGCGGAUGCUGCCAUUAUUGCUGGGGUUGGCCAUUUGAUAGGAUGUGUGACAUAAAAAGAAUGGGAUCAAAAGAAUUGCCUCAUUUGGCGUGGGAUGCACACUCUUCUAGGAUCAUGAAGUCUCAGUUAAAUUGUGGCAAAUGGACUCAUUUAACUCGCUCGUUAGUGCAUAACUGCUUCGUGCAUAGUAUUUUCGGGGUCAUACACUUUGCUCACAAUCUGCUUGAUGAGUAAUAAUUCUGUCUCUUAUUCGUGAUAGGCUGCGCAACAGCAGGAAACAAUCCGUACUGCAUAAUGCUGCCAAGGUAGUGUUUGAGCGCUACAAGGCUUAUACUUAUCACACAAGGUAAUGGAGGCAACAGCACCAUUGUAACGUUCCCACCAUAGAGUUUCCUACAGUACUACCUAGGGGGAACUCUGGCACCACUGUCAAGUGCAACAAGUCAUGCAAGUUUCUCAAGGUGCACUGUGGCACCAUGGGUAUGCAAGGAUAAUUAAGGUUCAGUUUUCCUUGAGCAUCACUUGACCUAAAGCGUAGUCAUGGAUGCCAAAAUAAAGGCCUCUUGAAAAUAAAUCUUCAUAAAAUGUCUUCGUUCUCCCAUAGUAAAUCUUGCAUUAAUGGUUAUACAUGUACCGCCACUGUAACCUUGGUGACAAAGAGGCUGAAGUGCACCGAGCCCAAGGUUAAAAUAUGCUUGGUUCCCAACUGGGUGGUUGCCAUAUUGGACGGUUCCUCAGUAGUCACCAACAUGGCCGUGUGCAUGGCAAGGCUGGCUUCUGCAAAAAGAUGCACUGGCUCAGCGCUAUUCAACAACCGCAUAAUUUCGUGUCCUGCAGUAGAAGGUCAAGCCAAGAAGAAACCACUGGCAGGAAUCUCUGUUGAAGAGGAAAUGCCACCAGAGCUGAGACAACAUGCCAUUGACAUACAGCUGUGCCUCCACUUCAGCAAACCACAUGCCAGGGCUGGGCAGACAGUAGAGCCGCAGUUGUAAACUCUAUGGGUUGUCUAACUGGAGAGGGUGCGGUUCUUCUUAUGGCUAAUCCACGGUCAUGGACACUUGGUGGCUUGCAGUGCGUAGCCAGUCCUUGCUAGUGUGUUGGACCUGAUGUCCUUGAUCCCUAAUUAGGUGGUGCCAGAGUAGCGAUGAGCUGCCACAUUUUUUGUGAACCCAGCCCAGCCAUGGGCAUCGCCAUGUUUGCCAUGAAAAAUCGGCUUGAAUGGCAAUUGCUCAUUGGGAUGCCAAGCAUGUUCUAACCUCUAGCUCAGUGCAUUUUUGCCUUGUCGACCCCACAUUUACGAUGGCGUUACACCCACAUAUUGUAUAACAAGCAAAGAAAAUAGCAACAUGCAAUUGAAAUUGGCACUCUGUGAGCGUGUGAAACCUUCUUGUCUUUGCUCCAACUUUAGUGACCCACCAGUAAUGGUCUCGGUCAGUAUAACUGUAAACCUUAGCGUAAGUGCUGAUGUUCUUACUUUUUCUUGCACAGUAAUAGAGGAAGAAAACAGCAUUUCACGCAUUAUUUAACGGAGACUAAAACAUUGCGGCAGAUGAAACAAUGGCUGCCAGUUGCAUCUGCGAGCUGUCCUGGCUCCCCAAAAAAGAUGCCUAUCCAAAGGACCCAGUUAUUGGCACUCCCACGCAUACAACAGCAUAGCAGCGCCAUUUUACUCCCUUGUAAUUGUAAGAAACUCUAUGGUCCCCACUGUGAGCACAGAAGGCUUGGCUGGGCAAUUAUCCAAAUCACAUAAUGAGAAAUACAAUGAUAUAAACAUGCUUUCAUCAACAUGCCUCCAUGUACAUCGCAGGUGGCCCUGCAACAAGCCCUUGCUUUUCUUAAUUUCCAUAAGUGCGUCACCAUUAGUGUUGGUUAAGUUUGUAUGCAGACUGUAAACCAGUGCUUGAAUUUUAUUCUAAUUCGUAAUGCCUUGCACAUUGCAUUACCUUAUCGAAUGUUGAUCUACAAUGGCCUGCCACUGUGAGCAGCAUAUUUGUACUGCUGUUCCAGCCAUAGGAGGCUGCUCUCCAACUAUGCCGAACGUAAGUAAAUAUACAGUUGUACUAUUACUCAUGAAAGCUUUAGAAAGUGUGAAAGUAUGAUGUAAGGUUUAUUUCCUGUUUAGCUGAAGUGAAAAGCAAAUCACAAAAUUAAAUUUUUUUUUUUGUAUUGCCAGUGGAUGCAGUCUGUGCGACACUAUGCAAACAGCCUGGUGAUAACAUAACCAUGCCAGUCAUGUUUUAUGAAGGCACAAAAUGAGAACAAUAAUGAGACAGCAGCGACUGUGGAACAUCUAUGCUAAAGGUACAACAGUAAAUUGGAUGCACGUUUUUUUGUGACCGUUCCAUGCAUCUGUAGCAUGCUGCAGGACUUUUUUAUGAAUCGUUGCAGAAUUGUGAAGGUAUACCACUAUGCUGUGCUUUGGCAAUCAGGUGUGUGUUGUCUUUUGUACAAGCUUCUGUCUAUAAGGAAAAAUACUUGGGUUUAAAUUUCAGCUCACUGAAUGAAUGAUAGGGUAGUAAAAGUUGAAUUCACUUCUAAAUAUUUGCCAUGCCUCUCGAUAACACAGGGGCAUGUCUUAAUUUGCUUGCUCUUGAUUGCAUGUAUUUACAUUAGCCAUGCUAUCACAUAACCACCCAUUAAGAAAGUGUCACAACAUUUUUCGUCUGAGCGCCAUCAGGUUUUGGCCUAUACAUUGCAGUGUGGCUCUUUAAGUAUGUAACAAUAGGCCAUGAGCUUAAUGUCUUGUGGAGGUCAGAGUUAGAAGAAAAGUUAAUAGUGCAGCAUAACUUUUUAGAUGGCAACAUAAUAAAGUACACAAGUUCUUAUGUUAAGCAAUGUAAUCUUUUUAAAUUAGCUAGCUUUAAGUAGAAUUUUUUUUUUGCUUGCCUUCAAGCUACAAACAGCAACAGCUACCCUUUUUUCAAGUCAUACAUGUAUACCUGCUUGAUGUGACACUGGUAGGUUUGUUGCCAUUGUUUAGCAUGCAUAUAACCUCUUGAGUUUUGUCAUUGUUGUUACACAAAGGUGCAGAAAAAAUCAUGCCCCUUUUCAUUCAUUCAGGUCACCAACUCUUCACUUAAUAAGGCAGCAAAUUAUUAUAUCUUAUGUUGCAUAAGCUGAGCAGUAUAUAAAAGUCUAUUGAAAUAUUAAAAAUCAGAAAGUUACUUCAAUGACCUUAGGUAUGUUUCAUUUCUGCAUGGAGAUGUUUCACACGUGCUAUAUUUGAAGGUGCAUGCCUCAGUCACCAAUAAGAGAAACUAAUUCAACGACAAUAGAGUGAAACUGAAGUGAGGUAUUGCGGACAUUCACCGUAGCGCUAUUUUUUUUCUAGUUACAUACUAGUUACAUAUAGUUACAUCGGUCCUUGCAGGAAGGGCACUCAAGUGUACAAGGCAAGUAAGCCUUUGAAGUUUGCCCUUGUUUCUUGCAGCACCACAGGUUUCAUGUGUCGAAUAGACUUUUGCAAGCACCUAGGAGCUACCCUCGCACUGCAUAUUAGAUCGGGAUGCUAUACGUUCCGAAAAGAUUGGAGCAACAGAAACCGAUCUGAUUAACUUAUAAUACCUAUAUUUGUUACCAUCUUUAUGAAUAAAGUUUGAGCAGUUCAAUCUUUAUGACAGUGGGACGUAGAGUGUGACAUAGAUCUUUAGCAGUGCGACAUAGAGUCUCAACAAAGCAAAGUGCCUUUAUUAUUUAAGUGUGGCAUGACAUAACAAAACUGAAAAGAAAAAAAAAACAAACAAGGUGACCAUUCGUAAUGAGUGCCAUGAAAGGGUCUUGUUUAAAGGCGGCUCAGACUCCACAGACACAGCAAAGUGCAUUAGCAGUAGAAAGACGACCAGGGCCAUGAUUUUGUCAAAUCGCAUGUCAAAUGCACAUAUAAUUAUAGAGAAAGUUGUACUAGUUGGUAUACAUACCGAAAUUCAGACAUAUUAACUAGCAUUAAAACGGCGUAGGAUUAGAAUGUGUCCAUUUUGCUUCUCAUUCUAGUCCUACAUCUUUUUAGUGGCAUUUAAUGUCUGAAUUCUCAAAUGCAUGUAAUGUUGCUGAUGCAUAUUUAACCGGUGGAUGUCAGUGCACACCACGGCUGCUUGCAUAUGUAAUUAGCACAGAGUGUUCGGGUGGCAGUGCUUGGUUUGUUCUGCUGCUUACAGAACAUGAUUGUCGGGUCCCUGUAGGGCAGAGGAAUCCCGAGGUGGUAUCUUCCACAACCUAGUCUUCCUUGCUGAAGACGUACGCAGGACAACAUUGAAAAUUUAUAUGAGAGUGCAGAUAUGCCCUGGUUCUAUUCUGUGUACUAUUACGUGCAUUUGUGCCUGAUCCACGAAAGCUGUGUUGCGUGUUGUCUAGUGUGAUAUGACAAGCUUCCAUUGCUCUAGCUGGAAAAGUAGACGUGUAUGUCCUUGUUGUGAGCUGACAGCUCCUUUGUCCCAUGUUCUUGGCAGUUUCAUGAAUGAGAAAGUGAUGAUGCCCUCCCUACCCAAACUUCUCUGUGGAGUCUUGUAUGAUGUAAGCGAGUUAAUUGUGGCCUUACAAAACCAGCCUGUGUGUGGUUUGUUCAAUACCCUUUUUGUUUUUGUACAAUCUGCCAACUUUUGACUACUACUUCUGUUUGUUAACAUUUGUUGGAAGCGAUGUACAAACGUGCAUUUACCACAACUGUUUGUCUAUUUGUCUAUUAAGGCACACACAUUUGUUCAAUGUGGGGAAGUGUUACCCUCAACCUGCCUUACAUUUUGUAUGUGUUGUGUACGUAGAGUUCAUUCCCAAGUAGCUAUGAAGGGUGUUUGCUCACUAGCAACUUGUCUUAAGAUCUUGAGGCAAGAUUUGCCUGCACUUGAGUCGGCACAUAAAGCCCGACCGAUGUUGGUGUGGACUGUUUCAAGGUUGUAGUUGUAACAGGCCAUGACAAGAUGUUGCAAGUGUAAUACAUUUGAACGCUUAUCACCUCAGCAAUGCUUUCUUUUUUUGUGUGCACAAUGUUGUUAGAGAAUGGGAAUUGUGUGCUGCUGGCAGUUUGGACUUUUUUUUCUGUCAAACUGAGAAUACCCAAGUAGUCUGUCAUAUGCACCUGGUCAUUUGUUGUUGAUUUUUUCCAAGGUGUCAGUGUGUGUGCCAAGGCUUGUGGAGAUAAGAAAGAGGAAGUGGAUAUUGUGAGGAGGGAGAACUCGCUUGUAGUCUCAAGUAUUGUGUACUGCCGUAAAAUUUGCUCAAGGCAGCAUUCCCAGGAAUGUUGUGUAUGUUAAGCAGCCCGUGAGCGGAAGAACAAUGCUAACUUGCCACUUAACUUGAGAUACACCGAAGGCAUGCUGUGUAUAGGAGCAUGGUGAACGUUUUAAUAGAACAGUAUCAGCAAUUAAAUUAGUACACAUUCACAAGUUCGCCACCAAUAAUGGGAAACCUUGCACUGGUUUUAUUGCUGCAUGUGUAAAAAAAAAAAUAUAAGUGCAAGAGCCAAGAUACUGUAAUGGUUGGUUAGGUUUCAUCUAGGUUCGCGACAGUGGAAUGCACAUGGUAAUGAUUCUAGGGCCACCUGUUUUCCUUGUACUGUAGCACAGCAUGUUAAUAGUUUUGUGAACCAGCGUCUUCACUUACAAGCAGUGCCUGUGGGGAAGGAAGGCCUGUUGGGCAGCUACCACACAUGUCCCCUUGGCACUGCGUGAGAUGACUUGCAAAACCAGCAAUUCAGACCAUGCAAAAGCACACGGAAUUUUGUGCACCUCAGGAAGCAUGUACAAGUGAACAAUGCUUGUUAGGAAUGCUGUUAAACCUGUGUGUUCAGGUUUUUAUGGCUGGGCAAGGUGCCACUUCUUACCAUUCUUAGGGUAUUUAAGUAUGGAACGUUAAGGAAAAUUACCUCACGUGCUGCUGCGCAUCUAGCCGCUGUUCUUCCCCCACGGAUGAAUGCACGCAUGCAUCUAAGCGCGCUGCUGUGCUGCUCUUUUUUUUUUAUCUUUCUUUUUUUUCUUACAUUCCUGCACAAGCCUGUGCCCCAAGAUUCUGCCUCCAGUAGAAUUUUGUCUCCAUGCAUUACCAGCUGUGAUGACUUAGCCUCGUCAGUGGAAUGAGAUUACGAGGUUCACCAUGAAACAGGAGGGAGGCUGAAGAAAAGUAUGAAAGGACUGACUGCAGGCAGCAUGCGUUUUGUCUUGUGUUGCACCUGUGAAAACUUACCAGAUGCACCUCAUUUAGAGUUGAGAUGUUGGCUUUCCAGAACUAGUCAUGUGGUUUAGAGUGGAGAGAGAGCAGCGGAGUUGGCAUUUGCAAACAAGAUUUUUUUGUUCAUUAUUUUACCUUUAAUCCCCACCCCACCUUAACUUCAUUUCGUUCUUGGUCUAUAUUGUGUCAAUGUCUGCUUGGAGUGUAUUGAUUGUUGGCAGAAAAAAGAAAACUGUGGACAAUAUUGCUAGUGCAGCUGUGACUGUUAGUGACCACUGUUGCAGCUGACAAUUCUGUUUUUUUUUCCUUCUUUCUCUCCUUCUUCCUACUGUCAAUGAAAAUAUGAGCAUUGCAUUCCUUGUGCCACUGUUGAUGCAAAUGCACAUAUGUUACACGUACUUGAUAAUGUUUGUCAGAGAAGCAGGGUGGUGAUAACAAUGAUACUCUUACCUCUUACAUAAAAAAAAUUGCAAUGUACUUGUUUGGUAAACGCAAGCUGCAGCAUUGAAAAUGUUGUUCUUUUCAUUUCUUUUUAUUAGUCAACACACUGGAAGUAAACCUCAAGCGUCCCAAGCUUUGUAUGUGACUCUGAGGACCUAUGCAUGUGGCUUGGUUUCUUCAGUAGCUACAAAGUAGAUAAGAUGUUUUAUAUAAUUAUUAUAAUUAUUAUUAUUAUUAUUAUUAUUAUUAUUAUUAUUAUUAAAUAUACAAGUUUAAACUGC
This is a messenger RNA of Dermacentor andersoni, 9114 nucleotides long. RefSeq lists its product as uncharacterized. The record is from RefSeq and is a predicted model, not a curated record. NCBI's taxonomy places the organism in Eukaryota, Metazoa, Arthropoda, Arachnida, Ixodida, Ixodidae. Gene Ontology annotation, molecular function: transcription elongation factor activity. Gene Ontology annotation, cellular component: super elongation complex. Gene Ontology annotation, biological process: transcription elongation by RNA polymerase II.